AUGACCCCUUCCGAUGCAUUAGUCCUCAAUUUUGCAGUGGAUGUCACUGACCGCCUGGCUACUGUAGCGCGGGGCAUCGGAGGAAGCGAAGACAAGCUCUUUUGUCCAGCGUUAGCCGCCGCCCUCUGGCUGGUCAGCCAGCACCUAAAAGACCAGAAGGAAUCCGACUCGGUACAUAUCCCACGCCUACUCAAGUUGCUAAAUAAUCUUGAAAGGAUCUGCAAGCCUACAACCGGCCCAAGUCUGCUAAAAGAACCAAAAAAUGACCUCGAACUCGCUCAACGGUACCCUGGGCUCAAUCUACUUCAUCAUAAUAACCGCAAAAACGCUGUGGAUGGCGUGCGCAAGUUAGCUUUGCGGCGGAGUCCUGAAGGAAAAAAGAAGCAGCAGGGUUUACUGAGAAUUCUCGAGGCCUUUAUCAAACCCCUGGCAAUUGCAGACGAGAUGCCAAAUCCGAAAACAAAGACUCAAGUUUGGGUUGGAGAUGACUUCACUGGGUCAAUGAGGACCCUGUACAAGGUGCUGUCUUCAUACAUCUUCUGUAAUAACGGGAGUGAGCAGACUCAGAUCGCAGGAAGACUUCGACUGGCACUCGAGAACGGGGCCGAAUCAGAUUCUCCGGCUUUCGAUCUGAUGUUUCUUGCGCACCCUCAUCGCGAGUUGGAAGAAGAGUCUUUCCGAUGGCGUGAGACUCGCAUCUUAGUGGAUCGCAGAAAGGCCAAAUUUUCUGACACAAAUAACAAGGAAGUACAGCUUCAAAUCAACGGCCCGAUGUGCAUUGAAGACUUUUGUGAGAGGAUAAGCACAAGGGAACAAUACCAAUUGUCUCUCAAAGUAUCAGACAAGCAACUGCACUUUGUUGAGUGGUGCGAAGGCGCAAGGAUUUGGGUGCCAAAUACACCCUCCGUGGCCCUUUCCAUGAUACUGAGAAAUCACAAGCUAUCACAGAAGAUGAAGUAUCUGCUAUCCUACCUCCUAGCCAAGUCCAUGUGGCAAUUCUACUCAACCGAUUGGCUGGGUAAGGAGUGGACAAAAGAGAGCAUCCACUUCAUGUUUGAACGCCGCCAGAGCCCCAAGGACGCUGGCAUUUAUUUGAACGAGCCCUUCAUCUCAGCUCACUUCGACCCAGACAACAAGACGAAUGAUUCAGAUUUCAGGCCGCACAAGUUUCCCAAAAUCAAGGCCCUUGGAAUAGUUCUGCUAGAGAUUGAGCUGGGGACCGUUAUCGAAGACCACUAUGAUGACGAGUGCCGCGCCCCUGAUGGAGAGCUCAACGCGGAUGCGGAUCUGUAUGUGGCACUCAAGCUUUUCGAUGACCCUGAUAGGUUGGAAGACACCUUUCCGCUGCUGAAGUCCGUUAUUGGCGACUGUCUACGACCCUCCAAGUUCAUGCAGCAUCGUCAUAACAUCGAGGAGCUGCGCAAGGUCCUACAAGAAGAGGUGGUAGACCAUUUACACACUCUCAUCGGACUUUACGGCCAGCCUGAAAAGAUUGACCUCAGGCCAACCGUACAGAUGCAACCGUCACAGAUACGGAAGGUAACACAAAAACAUCCCUUCUCUCAUGGUGUGUCUCUGCAACAACCACAUAUAACAAAACAACUACCAUUAGAUGGGCACCGAACCGCGAACGUCAAAUCUGCCGCCUCUAAUGGGGCGGUGGCCAGCUGCAUCACACAGGCCUCGGCCGAGGCUUGGUUCGAAGAGUUGGACGAGCUCAACGAGAUCCUCUCUUGUCUACCAAGUGAGACUGACCCAACAUACAAACAAGUCCGUGUUGCGGUCAUUGAUACGGGAAUCGACGAGAACGACUCUUAUGCUAGGCACAUACGAGGAUACCGAGACUUCGUUACGAACAGGGAUGACGUGAAGCAAGACAAUACCGGCCAUGGCACUAACUCGGUAAAGCUCAUUUUCAAAGUCUACGCCGAAGCCGAGGUGUAUGUUGCUAGAGUAUUUGAGUUUGAUGAGGCGAAUGAUGACACACAGGACCUUAUGUUAGAGGCAAUCGAACAUGCAAAGAAUGUCUGGCAGGCGGAUGUCAUCAGUAUCGCAUCAGGGUUCGAGCGAGACCAUGCCCUGAUGAGGAGAGCGAUCAAAAGAGCUGCUAGUGAUGGAACUCUCAUCUUUGCGGCGGCAUCGAACUACGGAAAUAUCAGGCAGGUUACCUUUCCGGCUCGCAUGCAGGACGUGAUCUGUAUUUACUGCACAGAUGGUCGAGCAAAGGUCUCUCAAUCAAUCAACCCAGCUGCCCAGACCACCAAGUCCAAGAACUUUGCCAUCCUUGGUGAAGGGGUUUCGGUGCCGCCGUCGAUACGAGAGCAGCUCACGGGCACGUCAGUGGCAACGAGCAUCGCGGCCGGUCUCGCUGGCCGUUUGCUUGACUUUUCACGACAAAAGGAUUGCCGGCAGAAUAUACGAUGUGUAGGGAACUUGGCAAGUGUUGAGGGCAUAUCCGCGGUAUUUAGUCACAUGGCCAAGGGAGCUGAGGACUAUAGAUAUAACUGUGUCGUGCCUGGAAGGCUCUUGCAGCAUCUGGAUGAGGGGGAUGGGAGGGCGAUGAAACGAGCGAGGAUAUGUGAGAGGCUUUCAACUGCUUUAGAAAAUAUUGACUUGGACAUAUAA
Molecule: messenger RNA, 2625 nt
Organism: Fusarium proliferatum ET1
Lineage: Eukaryota; Fungi; Ascomycota; Sordariomycetes; Hypocreales; Nectriaceae
Exons: 6
Coding region: 1-2625 (874 amino acids)
Biological process (GO): proteolysis
Molecular function (GO): serine-type endopeptidase activity
Source: RefSeq, a predicted model, not a curated record